Arabis nemorensis is the source of this 1101-nucleotide messenger RNA. Lineage: Eukaryota; Viridiplantae; Streptophyta; Magnoliopsida; Brassicales; Brassicaceae. The record is from the annotation of a GenBank genome assembly.
AUGGAGACUUACAAACGUACUUUAUUCAUCAUCCUUUUUCUUUUCGGGCUUAAUGAGAAAUUCUCGAACGCAACGCCUAUAAAUUCUCACAAGAGUUGCAAUUUUCCGGCUGUUUAUAACUUUGGAGAUUCAAAUUCGGAUACCGGAGCUAUCUCUGCGGCCAUCGGAGAGGUUCCUCCGCCAAACGGAGUUGCCUUCUUCGGAAGAUCGGAAGGAAGACAUUCCGAUGGUCGUCUCAUUAUAGAUUUCAUUACCGAAAAUCUCACGUUACCGUAUCUAACACCGUACUUGGAUUCGGUUGGAGCUAAUUACAGACAUGGUGCUAAUUUUGCGACUGGCGGUUCUUGUGUCCGCCCGACUGCUGCUUGUUUUAGCCAAUUCCAUCUUGGCACUCAAGUGUCCCAAUUCAUUCAUUUCAAGUCUCGUACUUUGUCUCUAUACAACAAAACCAACGAUUUCUCAAAAGCUCUUUAUACAUUCGAUAUCGGGCAGAAUGAUCUCGCGAUCGGGUUCCAAAACAUGACGGAGGAACAACUUAAAGCAUUUAUACCCAAAAUCAUCGAAAACUUUACCAUUGCUUUAAAAUUGCUUUACAAAGAAGGAGCAAGAUUCUUCUCAAUUCAUAACACCGGACCCACGGGCUGUUUAUCGUAUCUUCUGAAAUCUUUUACCGCUACACCGCGAGAUCGGUACGGUUGUUUAGAACCUCUAAACAAUGUAGCGAUUGAGUUCAACAAGCAGCUCAAGAACAAAAUCUCUGAACUGAACAAGGAGUUACCUUCUUCUCUCUUUACUUAUGUUGAUGUCUACUCAGCUAAAUACAAUUUGAUCACCAAAUCAAAGCAUCUCGGUUUUGUGGAUCCUUUUGAUUAUUGUUGCGUUGGGGCGGUCGGACGUGGAAUGGGAUGUGGAAAGACAAUAUUUCCAAAUGGGACAGAACUGUAUAGUUCUUCCUGCAAAAACCGCACAGAAUUCAUAAGUUGGGAUGGUAUACAUUAUUCCGAAACCGCGAAUAUGCUAGUCGCAAACCAGAUCCUCGACGGAUCGAUAUCUGAUCCGCCUCUACCAACCCAAAAAGCUUGCAAGCUGAUGAAAAAUUAA